Cryptococcus wingfieldii CBS 7118 is the source of this 1017-nucleotide messenger RNA. RefSeq names its product 50S small subunit ribosomal protein L1. Bases 1 to 1017 code for a protein of 338 amino acids. NCBI's taxonomy places the organism in Eukaryota, Fungi, Basidiomycota, Tremellomycetes, Tremellales, Cryptococcaceae. The transcript is spliced from 4 exons. The record is from RefSeq and is a predicted model, not a curated record.
AUGCCACCUCAGCCCCCUUUUUCCCCCGACGACUAUUUCCUACACCAGGCAAAGCUCUUCAGCCAUCUCGAGAAACGCCACAACAAGUUCGCUGCAAAGACAGUCACCGAGGCCCAGCGAGCACGCGACAAUAGAAAGCACCCCCCGCCCAAGAAAGUAUCCCCGCCUGCAGGAAACAUGAUAGGUUCAAGCUCCAUUCGAGGCUCAGCCAGGGCCAUAUCCCAAGCUGCUCGCCCGAGUCUUACCCCUGCCCCCUCAGCAUCCUUCUCCACCACCGCCCCCGCUUCCAUCCGUGUAGCCAAGAACAAGCUCCGGAAGGUUGGCAACCCCGACGCUCUCCCGGCUGAAGAAGCGACCAAGAUCCUACGAGCGCUCGAAGUAGCCCACCCGAAAUCUACGUAUACCCUCACCCUUACCACCAAAUCUCACAAAUCUGCCCUCCCCAUCCGUGGUUCAUUCAACCUCCCUCUCGACCCUCGCCGAACGUCCGAGACCAUUCUCGUCUUUGCCGAACCCUCCUCCUCUUCUGCGGCAAUGGCCAAGGAAGCAGGAGCAGCGUAUGUCGGCGGAGACGAGCUCUUUGAAGCACUGUUAUCGGGAAAGAUCAACCCCACGAGAUGUCUCGCCACGCCGGGUAUGAUGCCCACCGUUACACGAUCUCUUGCCCGAUUCCUCGGUCCAAAGGGUCUGAUGCCAGCGGCCAAGCGUGGCGGUGUGGCUGAAGGGGAAGAGCUGGUAGAGCGUAUCAGAGACGCCGCGGGCAAAAUGGAGUACCGCGCAGACAAGGCGGGCACUGUCAGGAUCAAUGUUGCGAGAUUGGACUUUGGAGUGCCGGCGGUGGAGCAGAAUGUCAAGGCAUUCAUCAAGACUGUGAGGGACAACCAGGCGGCGGCAAACCAAACGGAUGACCCGCUUGCAGCGGCAGCCAAGAAGAAUAAGAAGAAGGGGUCACAGAUUACUGCCGCGAUCCUGGAGUCAACGAAUGGGCCUAGCAUAGAGCUCAACGAUGUUCUGUAG